UAAAACGAGCCCUCUCUUCUGCUGCUGCUGCUGCAGCUGUCCGUAAUAGAAGACCAAAAGGAGGCGAGGAAGAGGAAAGGCAAAUAGAGCAGGCGAAAGCACAGAAAGGCUUUGCCGUCUCCUCCAAGCCAUCAUGAGGCAGAAGAAGAAGUCCCGGUGGGCCGCCGACCUCUCCCUCUCCCCUCCUUCCUCGUCCUCGGCCUCGGCCUCCUCCUCCUCCUCAUCGUCAUCCGGCGACGGCGGACGCGACGCCGGUGAGAAGGGAGGCGACGAUCGCCUCACUGAGCUCCCCGACACCGUCCGACUCCACAUCCUCUCCCUCCUCCCCCUCAAGUACGCCAUCCGCACCGGCGCGCUCUCCUCCCGGUGGCGUGCCCUCUGGCGCCUCCGCUGGCCCCACCCCGCCGCCCUCGAAUUCUCCCCGCCCACCGACCUCGGGGACUCCGCCUCCGAUGAAUUCGUCGCGGGCGUCGACCGAUGCCUCUCCGCGCGGGGCCUCGGCCGCCGGAUCGACGCCCUCUUCGUCGCUCUCCCCCCGGGCCGCCGCUACGACGCCGACAUCAAGCGCUGGCUCGAGUACGCUGCCUCUUGCGGCGUCGAGGACCUCAGCCUCGUCGUCUCGCCCCUCUCCCUCGCCGCCACUUCCGCCCGCCCCGGGCGGCGCGCCAGAAGGAACGAUCGCGCUGCCGUCUCCUCCGCCUUCUUCUUCUCUAUCUCUGAGUGUUCCAGUCUCGCCCGGCUAACGAUCUCUGGGCUCCACCUCUCGAGUCCCAGCGCCAACAUCAAGCGGCUCUCCUCCCUGGAGGUCCUCAGUCUCCAAGCGGCGCAUGUCACCGACGCCGCUCUGAGGAGGAUCAUCGCCGCUUGUCCCUUCCUUCGGUCGCUCGAUCUCUGUCUCUGCCGCAAGCUCCGGCGGAUCAUGAUCACGGCCGCCAGCAGCCGUCUCACCAGCCUCACCAUCGUCGGCUGUGUGAGGGCCUUGGAGGUCACGAUCUCGUCUGCCGGCCUCCGACGCUUCCGAUUCAGUGGAAAUUACCUCACAACCUACUCGUUCGAUAGCCCCAGCAGACUAGAGGACGUGUACAUCAGCUCAGGCAGCCCUGUGUCGAGCCUACCUCGGAGCAAUUGGGUGAAGGCACUCGGCGAACUCUCCAACGUCAAGGUCUUGACCCUUUGCAAUCUUUCGCUUCAGUACAUUGUGGCUGAAGGUGUGAAAGCAAUCGGGGAAUUCAGGAACUUUAGAAACUUGAGAGAGUUGCAACUGCUGAUGGGUAUGAUGACUGAUGACAAUCUAAUGGACAUCUAUGGCUUCUUUAGGCUUUGCCAAUGCCCUAGAUUGGAGAAACUGUUCAUAGAGCUUCCAACCAACAUGGGUGAUCCUUUCAUUGAGAAAUAUUUGGUGGUAUCGGAGGAGGAGCCUCCAGAGGUUGAUUUUGAGUACCUUAAGAUGAUAAAGAUCAAUAGCUUCAAGGGUCACAGCAAUGAGAUAUGCUUGGUGAAAUUUUUACUGGGGAAGGCUGGUUCUCUUGAGUCUUUAGUGAUGAUCUCUCCCAAGGAACUCAUAGGAGAGCAGCACAACAAAAAUAUAUUGGACGGCUGUCCUGAUUUCUUGCAUUUUCUUCAGUCGCAAUUGUUGAGCUUCACGAGGGCAUCAGUUGGUGCACAGAUAAUUUUGAGUGAGCAUGAUGAUAACAAGUUCAGCCCUACCCACUGGGAAGUCUACUCUAAAGUCUAACUCACCGCAAGGAGAGUUAUAAUAGAGGUUUUACUUCAUCAUUUCCCCUUGAAGCAGGUCUAUUUCGUUACUACUUGUUGUCAUAAUCUUGUACAACUUAGAAAAGCAAAUCACUGAAUCCAAAUUUGGUCACUGUUGUAUUAUGUGUAAAGGAAUAUUCUUUCAACUGCCUAGAUAUAUGUAUAUGACAUGAAAUCAUGGUUUCAUAACUCUCAUCCUAUUCCUGAUUAUCUUUUGGUUAUAAAGGAAGUUGUACAUAAAAUUUUACUCCUCUCUGCACUUAUAAUCUUGAAAAGCUUGGUACCA
This is a messenger RNA of Musa acuminata subsp. malaccensis (wild Malaysian banana), 2041 nucleotides long. RefSeq names its product F-box/LRR-repeat protein At3g03360. The record is from RefSeq and is a predicted model, not a curated record. Gene Ontology annotation, molecular function: protein binding. Lineage: Eukaryota; Viridiplantae; Streptophyta; Magnoliopsida; Zingiberales; Musaceae.